GACCGUCUUCGUCAUCAUGACCAUCAUCAUCAUCAUCUCUCUACUGGCCUCUCUGCUGCCACACCUGACCUUCACUGCUCAUGUGAAUGUGGGUAUAGUGAACGGCACAGAAGCCAAACCCCACUCCAGACCUUACAUGGUUUCUAUUCAGGUGAAGCGUCAACAUAUCUGCGAUGGAUUCCUCAUUUCUGAUGAGUUUGUCUUGACUGCUGGACAUUGCCGGAAGAAAACAGAAGAGCUGACAGUCGUGGUUGGUGCACAUGAUCUACGAGACAUGAAUGAAGGACAUGUCCGCAUUAAAGUGGAGUCCUAUCACAAACAUCUGAAUUAUAAGGAAAACCCUUAUCGGAAUGACAUCAUGCUUUUGAGGUUAGAGAAAAACGUCAAAAACAACAAAAAUGUCGAAUGGAUUUCUAUACCAAAGACAGAAGGAGAUAUCGCAGCAGAUUCUGUUUGCAGUGUUGCAGGCUGGGGAAGUUUAGUAACUAAUGGCACUGCAAGCCCAGUCCUCAUUGAAACAAAUGUGAAGAUCAUGAAUAACGCAAAAUGUGAAAAUGUUUGGAAACUGACGUACUCAGCUGCACAGAUGAUGUGUGUAUAUGGCAAUGGAGGAAGCUGUGAUGGGGAUUCAGGAGGUCCUUUGGUUUGUGGAGACACUGCAGUUGGUGUCACAUCUUUCGGUGACUCUUAUCACUGUAAUUCACCUGAACUACCUGAAGUUUAUACAAAGAUUUCAGCAUAUCUUCCGUGGAUCAAAAACAUAAUUAGAAAUAAUUGACUUUAAUGAAAAAAAAAAGAUGUUUAGUGCUAGCACUAAAACUAAAAUUUUGCUUUUGGUGUACUGUGGAGUGGGUAAAACUGUUUUUAAUGACAUGCUAAAAGAUACCGUUGACUCACGCUAGCCUAGCACCAGGGAACUAUGCAACUGGGACGACUGGAUAAACAUUUUUGAUUAUUAAUUAUUAACUCUAUAAUUAAUAUAUAGAGUUAUAAUCAAUUAUAAUCAAUUAAAAUUGUAAUCCUUAUAAUCAAUAAUCAAAAAUCACCCCAUCUCACAGGCAAUUAAUCCAAUUAAAGGAGUGGUUCGGCAUUUUGGACGGGGCCGACGUCCAAAAUGCCAAACCACUCCUUUAAUUGGAUUAAUUGCCUGUGAAAUGGGGUGAUUUUGCUUUUUGAAGUUAAUUUGCCCUCACAACUUCUUUCAAUAAACAUAAUAUCCAUUGCAAUAUA
Molecule: messenger RNA, 1230 nt
Organism: Pimephales promelas (fathead minnow)
Lineage: Eukaryota; Metazoa; Chordata; Actinopteri; Cypriniformes; Leuciscidae
Source: RefSeq, a predicted model, not a curated record